CCACGGGCGACAUACAUACAUUCAUGCCGUGCAGCUGUUCCCAAAUCCCAACAUAGGUCACGCACAGGGGCUUCCCCUGGACCCAGGAAAUAAAUAAUAUUGCCAAGUGCAUGCAUGGAUGGGCAUGGAUGCCUUGACCCCUCAUUUGGAGUGAGCACUGUCCAGGUGAGAAGGAUCAGAUGUACAUACGGUAUUGCUAUUGCCGGCAGAGGGAUGCAAAAGUGGUUUUCCUGCAUUACCUGGAAUGAAGACUGCCUAUAAAGUGGAGUAGAUACCGGCCUACAGGGGAACAAUUCAUCCUGUUCUGAUUGUGGAUAAUUGAGUGGAGUCUGGUGCCUGUACAGUGUUCCGUCAACAUGUCUAACUCAUCGAGGACUGUCCCUCCGGAGCAGCUCCCGUCGGAGGACCUCCACCCCCCGCCAAUGCCGGUGAUCAACCUGGGUCACCUCCUUGAACCCACAACACGGUCUUGUGUGGUCGAAGAUAUUGCCAAAGCAUGCCGUGAUCUAGGGUACUUCCAGGUUAUAAACCAUGGGAUCAGUCAAUCUAUCAUGGAUGGUGCUGUUGAAGCAGCUUCAGACUUCUUCAAACUACCAAGUGAGGUAAAGGAAGAGUUUGCAUCAGAUGACCUCCGGCAGCCUGUUAGAUAUGACACCAGCUCAAAGGAUGGCAUUAGUAUGUCUCGCGCAUUCCUAAAGCAUUAUGCCCAUCCCCUCAGCGAUUGGGUGCAGUAUUGGCCAGAAGACCCAGCAAUCUACAGGGAACACAUGGGAAAAUUUGCUGUUGAAAUAAUGAGGGUGGCAUUGCAACUAAUGAAAGCAAUACUUGAAGGCCUAGGAUUGGGUAAGGAUUACCAGCAUGAGAAAUUCGAGGAAGGGUUGCAGCUACUGUCAGUGAAUUGCUACCCUAAAGAAUCAGAAAGCGAUACAGCAAUAGGGCUAGCACCGCAUUCUGAUUACGGAUUCCUUACCAUUUUGCUCACUAGUUGUCGGGGCCUGGAGGUCGUUGACCGCAACAGCAAUAGCUGGAAAGUGGUCCAGCAACUCCCACAUGCAUUGCAUGUCCACGUAGGAGACCACAUGGAAGUACUGAGCAAUGGUCGAAUCAAGACUGUUGUGCACCGCGCUCUUCUGAAUCCUGAAGAAGAAAGGAUCUCCAUCGCUAGCAUUAAUGGUUGUGCACUGCAUGAGAAGGUCUCAAGCGCCAAAGAGCUAGUGAAUGAGCAGAACCCCAAAAAGUACAAAGAGAGCAGCUUUAAUGAUUUCCUAGAUCAUCUCACAAGGAACAUGGACAAGAAGCACAUGAACUUUCUUGAGAGCCUUAGGAUUUGAGGAGAAUAAUUAGGGUAUACGCUUUACUCAAAGUCCACAUGCAGGUACUACAAUAAGCUCUAUGUCUACAACAGUCCAUGCACAUCUGUUUCAGACUACUUAUCUUUAAUAGUUCGAUGUUCUGCAUUAGUUGCUUUGAUCUCAGGGUACUGAAGUUCUUAUCUGUUGUCAUGUUGUUUUCCCCUUUCAUCACUCUACAUUAUGAUGGGUCUGUAACUGUAACAGGGCAUAAGAAUUCUACCAUGUAAAACACAUUCAGCAAAGUGUAUAUUGUAAAGUCAAAAUUCUUCCCCA
Messenger RNA from Brachypodium distachyon (stiff brome), 1625 nucleotides. RefSeq names its product flavanone 3-dioxygenase 3. The transcript is spliced from 3 exons. The coding region runs from base 357 to 1331 and encodes 324 amino acids. The record is from RefSeq and is a predicted model, not a curated record. NCBI's taxonomy places the organism in Eukaryota, Viridiplantae, Streptophyta, Magnoliopsida, Poales, Poaceae.